Messenger RNA from Diorhabda carinulata, 2574 nucleotides. It is a transcript of the gene cd, whose product is annotated as peroxidasin. Bases 113 to 2506 code for a protein of 797 amino acids. Gene Ontology annotation, biological process: response to oxidative stress. Lineage: Eukaryota; Metazoa; Arthropoda; Insecta; Coleoptera; Chrysomelidae. Gene Ontology annotation, molecular function: heme binding; peroxidase activity. The record is from RefSeq and is a predicted model, not a curated record. The transcript has 10 exons.
AUUUUCAAAGACUGUUGGUCGUAGUAGGUGUUUCCCAACUACCAGUGCCUUUAUGAGAGUGUCAGAGUGACUUUUUCCGGAUUUCAUAUUCUUUUCAUUUUCCAGGCUCAUUAUGAGUCAACCAACCGAACGUAGCAGACUUAUAAUUCCUGUAACGAAUCCUUGUGAGUAUUCGUUUAGUUCCAGCAUUUCGAGAGAACGGAAAAGAAGAGUGAAACAAUUUCAGUGUUGUCUAUGUGCCUUAUUUUUAUCUAUACUUUUGGUAACAAUAAUAAUCACAGUGAUAUAUAGCAUAAACGCGAACAGAAUCGCUAACUCUACAAUUCCUGAAAAUGACGGUAAUAUUACGGUAGAAACGUCAGUUAUUUCUUUUAUUUCUACGACUUUUCCAUUAACGGACAAACAAAAGUCAAACAAAACAUUGGAAGAUAUUGAAUUAUGGAAUGAAGCGAUAGAGGAAGGAAAGAGAAAUUUACUUGAAAAAGAUAAAAUUGAAGAAGCUAUUCCAUCUCUAAAUAUUCAAAGUCCAAGUUAUCGACAUCAAAGAGUUACAGCUACCAGUAAACGUGGAAGAGAAUUAUCUAGAGUUGGAUUCGUUGAAGAAUUUGCUACAAAACACAUAUAUAGAAACGUAGAUAAUACAACAAUUGAUAAUAUGUGUCAAAACCAAGGUAUUCCGUCUGGUGAAUAUUGCGAAAAUAAGACUAUACAAUGUAAUAUAUUCCAAAAAUAUAGAUCUUUCAAUGGAACGUGUAAUAAUUUAAAAAAGCCAUUGGAUUACGGUACAGCUUAUAGACCAUUUAGAAGAAUGUUACCGCCAAAUUACGCAGAUGCAAUUAGCAAACCGAGAAUAUCUGAAACCGGAAAACCUUUACCAUCGGCUAGGACAGUUAGUUUAGUUAUACACCGACCUUAUUACAGAGACGAUCCCAAAUUUACGGUUAUGUUAGCAGUAUGGGGUCAAUUUUUGGAUCACGACAUAACUGCCACAGCUUUGAGUCAAAAAGUGGAUGGAAGUACAAUAUCUUGUUGCGGUCAAAACAGUACAACUUCUCCAGAAUGUUUUCCAGUGUAUUUGGACGAAAAUGAUCCUUUCAGAGAAUACAAUGUGAGUUGCAUGGAGUUCGUUAGAUCUGCUCCGGCUCCUACUUGUUGUCUCGGACCUCGAGAACAAAUGAAUCAAGUAACUUCUUAUAUCGAUGGUUCUGUUGUAUACAGUGUUGACGAAGAUUUUGCGAAAAAGCUACGUACUCUGAAAAAUGGGAUGUUGAAAGUCUUGGUUACAUCAGAUGAGAGAACACUUCUACCAGUUUCUGAUGAUUUAAAUGACGGAUGUAAUCGUGAAGAAUACGAGAAGAAUGGAAAAUAUUGUUUUUUAACAGGUGAUGCUAGGGCGAAUGAAAACUUACAUCUAACUACUAUGCAUUUAUUAUGGGUCCGUCAACAUAACUCGAUUGCAUCGAAUUUAUCUAAACUGAACUCACAUUGGGAUGACGAAAGGAUUUUUCAGGAAACCAGAAGAAUUAUUGCAGCUCAGAUACAGCAUAUUACUUAUAACGAGUUUUUACCAAUUUUAUUGGGCAAGAGCUUAAUGAAGAAAUUCAAUUUAUACCCGAAGAAGAAAGAAUAUUUUAAAAUGUAUAAUGACAGUUUAGAUCCCAGUAUAGCUAAUAAUUUUGCAACUGCUGCAUUUAGGUUUGCACACUCCAUCAUUCCUGGUCUAAUGAAACUUUUGGCUAAUGAUACAUCUUCUCCUGAUUAUAUUCAAAUGCAUAAAAUGUUAUUUAAUCCUUUUGAUUUGUACGAGCCGGGUGGUUUGGAUAAUACCUUGAGAGGUGCGAUGAAUACCAAUAUACAAGCUUCAGAUUCCUAUUUUACCAAUGAGUUAAAAUCUCACAUGUUUGAAAGAACCGUUGAACAAACCAAACAACCAAAAUUGUGUGGACUCGACCUUGUAUCUUUAAAUGUUCAAAGAGGUAGAGAUCAUGGAUUACCUGGUUACACAAAAUGGAGACAACAUUGUGGUUUGAAAAAACCCUCGAAUUUCAAAGAUUUACAAGAUGAAAUGGAUCCAGAUUCUUUACAUAAUAUGGAAAUGAUUUACAACAAUAUCGAUGACGUAGAUCUAUACACUGGCGCACUUAGUGAAAAACCGAUAAAAGGAAGCAUUUUAGGACCAACUAUAACGUGUUUGAUCUUGGAUCAGUUUUAUAGAUUAAAACAUGGAGACCGGUUUUGGUACGAAAAUCCUCAUCCACCUCAAGGAUUCGCAAUGGAUCAACUCAACGAAUUACGUAAAACAACUUUGGCGAAUAUAAUUUGCGACAACGCGGACAAUUUAGAAAUUAUUCAAAGAAAAGUAAUGCAAAGAGCUGGAAAAAACAAUAUGUAUGUCAGUUGUAAGGACAUCGAAAGAACAAACCUUGAAUUAUGGAAAGAAAAUCUAACUCGCUUGGAUUUUGUUACAGAUGAAACUAAAAUUAUUGUUAAGAAAUCUAUAGGUUAAAUUAUUUUUUUUCUUCGAAUGUUCGUAUUAAUGAAUUCCAAUAAAUUUUGUUCUGUAUAUUAUUCCAA